This is a messenger RNA of Agrilus planipennis (emerald ash borer), 1704 nucleotides long. RefSeq names its product putative tricarboxylate transport protein, mitochondrial (gene sea). The coding region runs from base 175 to 1689 and encodes 504 amino acids. The transcript has 7 exons. Gene Ontology annotation, biological process: mitochondrial citrate transmembrane transport. Lineage: Eukaryota; Metazoa; Arthropoda; Insecta; Coleoptera; Buprestidae. The record is from RefSeq and is a predicted model, not a curated record.
CAACUGGAUGAAAAGGGUGCACAAAAAAAGUACUCUGGUAUCUGGGACUGCUGUACAAAGACUGUUAAAAAUCACGGCUUUUUCGGUUUAUAUAGAGGAUUAAGUGUACUUUUAUAUGGAUCUAUCCCUAAAAGCGCAGUGAGAUUUGGGGCCUUUGAAACGUUUAAGAACCAAAUGAAAGAUGAAAAAGGUAAUUUAACACCAGUUGGUCGUCUUCUGUGUGGUCUUGGAGCUGGUGUUAGUGAAGCAAUCUUCGCUGUUACCCCAAUGGAGACGGUCAAAGUCAAAUUUAUUAACGACCAACGAAGCGGUAACCCAAGAUACAAAGGAUUCUUCCACGGGGUAGGAAUGAUAGUCAGAGAACAAGGGUUGGGCGGUGUUUACAAAGGUUUAACGGCGACAAUAAUGAAGCAAGGUUCAAACCAAGCCAUCAGGUUUUAUGUAAUGGAAACUUUGAAGGAUUGGUAUAGGGAAGGAGACCCUAACAAGCCCGUUCCUAAAUACGUUGUUGGUGCCAUGGGAGCUGUAGCAGGAGCUGCUUCCGUAUAUGGAAACACACCAAUAGACGUGGUAAAAACAAGAAUGCAAGGUCUCGAAGCACACAAAUAUAAAAAUACAGCAGACUGUGCCCUGCAGAUCUGGAAGAACGAAGGACCUUUUGCCUUUUAUAAAGGCACCGUCCCAAGACUUAGUCGUGUCUGUUUAGAUGUUGCAAUAACCUUUAUGAUUUACGACAGUUUCAUGGAAUUAUUCAACAAGGUUUGGCCUUGCCCCCCUUUUACGCGCGAAUGGUUAAACGACAACAAUUGUGCGGCAGCAGCUGCUCCGCCAAAGAAAGGCUUGUCUGGCAUAAUUGCUGGGGGUAUAACCGGUGCGGCAGAUACGUUAAUAACUUAUCCAACUGAAUACAUAAAAACGCAAUUGCAACUAGACAGCAAAUCAAGCACCAAACAUUAUAAUGGCAUGAUAGAUUGUAUAAUUAAAACUUAUAAACAUUUCGGUAUUCUUGGUUUCUACAGAGGUCUUACAGUACUUUUAAUUGGAGCGGUACCAAAAAGUGCAGUACGGUUUGGAACGUUCGAAAUUUUAAAAGAGCGCAGUACCAUGAGAGACGAAAGGGGUAACUUGACCGGUGGUGGACGUGUAUUAUGCGGACUGGGAGCAGGAAUAUCUGAAGGAAUCUUGGUAAUAACACCCAUGGAAACACUUAAGGUAAAAUUCAUCGACGACAGUCGUAAAAAGAAUCCAAGGUUCAAAGGAUACCUUCAUGGCAUAAGACUUAUUAUAAAAGAAGAGGGGGUCUCAGGAAUUUACAAGGGCUUGCUACCAACUGUAAUAAAGCAAGGAUCUAACCAAGCGAUCAGAUGGUAUACGGUAGAAACACUGAAAUUAAUGUACAAAGGAGAUAACCUCGCCUUACCAAUACCAGCAUACAUAUCUGGGCUAAUUGGGGUGAUAGCAGGGGUGGCUUCUGUAUACGCUAACACCCCAGUUGAUGUCGUUAAAACUAGAAUGCAAGGACUUGAUGCUAAAAAGUAUAAAGGAACACUAGAUUGCAUUGUAAAAAUUUGGAAAGAAGAAGGUCCUUUUGCAUUUUACAAAGGGACCAUUCCUAGAUUAGGAAGAGUUUGUUUAGAUGUUGGGAUGUCUUACGUCAUAUUUGACAGUUUAAUGAAAUUACUCACUUAAUGAACUACUUUAAAC